Perognathus longimembris pacificus (Pacific pocket mouse) is the source of this 1810-nucleotide messenger RNA. RefSeq names its product solute carrier family 7 member 5 (gene Slc7a5). Gene Ontology annotation, cellular component: membrane. The record is from RefSeq and is a predicted model, not a curated record. NCBI's taxonomy places the organism in Eukaryota, Metazoa, Chordata, Mammalia, Rodentia, Heteromyidae. The coding region runs from base 1 to 1533 and encodes 510 amino acids. The transcript has 10 exons. Gene Ontology annotation, biological process: amino acid transmembrane transport; neutral amino acid transport. Gene Ontology annotation, molecular function: neutral L-amino acid transmembrane transporter activity; L-amino acid transmembrane transporter activity.
AUGGCGGGCGCCGGCGCCAAGCGGCGCGGGCUGGCGGCCCCGGCCGAGGAGGAGCGGCAGGCGCGCGAGAAGAUGCUGGGGGCGCGGCGCGCGGGGGGCGCGGGGGGCGCGGGGGCCGCGGCGGGCGCGGACGAGGGCGUGACCCUGCAGCGCAGCAUCACGCUGCUCAACGGCGUGGCCAUCAUCGUGGGCACCAUCAUCGGCUCGGGCAUCUUCGUGACGCCCACCGGCGUGCUCAAGGAGGCGGGCUCGCCCGGGCUGGCGCUGGUGGUGUGGGCCGUGUGCGGCGUGUUCUCCAUCGUGGGCGCGCUCUGCUACGCCGAGCUGGGCACCACCAUCUCCAAGUCGGGCGGCGACUACGCCUACAUGCUGGAGGUGUACGGCUCGCUGCCCGCCUUCCUCAAGCUCUGGAUCGAGCUGCUCAUCAUCCGGCCCUCCUCGCAGUACAUCGUGGCGCUCGUCUUCGCCACCUACCUGCUCAAGCCCGUCUUCCCCAGCUGCCCGGUGCCCGAGGAGGCCGCCAAGCUCGUGGCCUGCCUCUGCGUGCUGCUGCUCACGGCUGUGAACUGCUACAGCGUGAAGGCCGCCACCCGCGUGCAGGACGCCUUCGCCGCCGCCAAGCUGCUGGCCCUGGCCCUGAUCAUCCUGCUGGGCUUCGUCCAGAUCGGAAGGGGUGAUGUGUCCAAUCUGGACCCCAAGUUCUCCUUUGACGGCACCAACCUGGACGUGGGGAACAUUGUGCUGGCCCUGUACAGCGGGCUCUUCGCCUAUGGAGGAUGGAACUACCUGAAUUUUGUCACGGAGGAGAUGAUCAACCCCUACAGAAACCUGCCCCUGGCCAUCAUCAUCUCCCUGCCCAUCGUCACGCUCGUGUACGUGCUGACCAACCUGGCCUACUUCACCACCCUGUCCACGGAGCAGAUGCUGGCGUCGGAGGCCGUGGCUGUGGACUUCGGGAACUACCACCUGGGGGUCAUGUCCUGGAUCAUCCCCGUCUUCGUGGGCCUGUCCUGCUUCGGCUCCGUCAACGGGUCCCUGUUCACGUCCUCCAGGCUGUUCUUUGUGGGGUCCCGGGAGGGCCACCUGCCCUCAGUGCUCUCCAUGAUCCACCCGAAGCUCCUGACGCCGGUGCCGUCGCUGGUGUUCACGUGCGUCAUGACGCUGCUCUACGCCUUCUCCAAAGACAUUUUCUCCGUCAUCAACUUCUUCAGCUUCUUCAACUGGCUGUGCGUGGCCCUGGCCAUCAUCGGCAUGAUGUGGCUCCGCUUCAAGAAGCCCGAGCUGGAGCGGCCCAUCAAGGUGAACCUGGCGCUCCCGGUGUUCUUCAUCCUGGCCUGCCUGUUCCUCAUCGCCGUGUCCUUCUGGAAGACACCCGUGGAGUGUGGCAUCGGCUUCGCCAUCAUCCUCAGCGGGCUGCCCGUCUACUACUUCGGUGUCUGGUGGAAAAACAAGCCCAAGUGGCUCCUGCAGGGCAUCUUCUCCACCACGGUCCUGUGCCAGAAGCUCAUGCAGGUGGUCCCGCAGGAGAACUAGCCAGGAGGCCGGGCGCCACCACCGAGCGCCUCGCCCGGCCCCGCCUCGCCAGCCCGCGGAGAAGGCACUCAAGGCAGCCGAGAACGUUCUGGUACGAAUUUUGUUCUGGACGAGGAACGCCCGCCGACGGCUCCCUGGACUGGGCGCCGGCGGGAGCGCUCGCUCCGGGCCUCCCCCCCUCGUCUGUGUGCGGUUCUUGUUCUCGUUUUAACUUAAGUUUUCCCGUCUGAUGCAGCAUCUUGGUGGAGACCACCAAGGUGGUUUUUUAAAAGACACG